GUUUUGUUAUGUGAAUGUGUGAUUGGUCCUUAACUGAAUGGCUCACAUUUUAAUUCUUGAAGCAUUCUAUGGUGGCUCCCAUAAGCAGCUGCUUGACGUGAUACUAAAAGAUCUCCACCCGGACGAGUACGAUUUGUACACUCUGCCGGCAAAGAAAUGGCACUGGUGUGCCCGAAUGAGUGCACUGCAUUUUGCAUCCCAAAUUCCUUCCAGCCACCAGUUUCGGACCCUUUUUACAAGUUCCGUACUGAACCUAGCGGAACUGAUCGGACUGCGUCCGGAUUUGGCCGGUUGCCAUAGAAUAGUUUACUUCCACGAAAACCAACUCUGCUACCCCGUCCGGCACACUAAGGCACGAGAUGUCCAAUACGGGUUGAACCAGAUUACGACGACUGUUUGCGCGGACAAGGUGCUGUUUAAUUCCCGUUUCAACAUGUACUCCUUUCUGGACAGUAUUCAAUCGUUCCUAAACAUCGUCCCGAAUAUGAAGUUCGCAGGACAGCGUGAAAAGAUUGCCCCCAAAUGUGAGGUGCUACAUUUUCCGAUCGCUUUACGUCAAAUACCUCGACGAGUGUUGGCCGCACUAGAGAAACCGCUUCAUUUAAUUUGGCCCCACCGUUGGGAGCAUGACAAGAAUCCGGAACAAUUGGUCGAAGCUUUGCUGGCGCUUCAGGCCAAGGGCGUCGACUUUCGGGUCUCUAUUCUAGGUGAGCGGUUCAAAACGGUUCCGGAGUGCUUCGAUAAACUGACGGACCGCUUGCCAGGGAAGUUGGUUAAUUUUGGGCCCCUUCCGAGGGAUGAGUACUAUCAAACACUACUCGAUGGUGAUGUCGUCCUAUCGACGGCCCUACACGAGUUCUAUGGGGUGGCAAUGCUGGAAGCGGUUCACUGCGGCUGUGUCCCGAUGGCACCGAAUCGCCUCGUGUAUCAGGAGCUCUAUCCAAAGGAUAAACUGUUCAACACAACGGCUCAGCUCGUGAAGCAGCUAUACAAUUGGUGCCGCAAUCGGGCGUUGUUUGAAAAGCAUCGUGAAGCGUUUUUCAAUGGCUUUACACUGGACCACUACUCGGCGGACUUGUUGGUUCCGAAAUUUGUGGGGCACCUUAGACGAAUUGAUUCAAUAGAGCACAAUAGAAGUUUGUAA
Molecule: messenger RNA, 1144 nt
Organism: Anopheles cruzii
Lineage: Eukaryota; Metazoa; Arthropoda; Insecta; Diptera; Culicidae
Product: glycosyltransferase-like domain-containing protein 1-like
Exons: 4
Coding region: 38-1144 (368 amino acids)
Molecular function (GO): glycosyltransferase activity
Source: RefSeq, a predicted model, not a curated record